GCUCUAUGGGAUUGGAGCUCUAUGGGAUGGAGGCUUUAUGGGGACUGAGCUCUGUGGGAUUGGAGCUUUAUAGGGACCUGAGCUCUGUGGGAUUGGAGCUUUAUAGGGACUGAGCUCUAUGGGAUGGAGCUUUAUAGGGAUGGAGCUUUAUGGGAUUGGAGCUUUAUAGGGACAGAGCUCUAUGGGGACGGAGCUUUAUAGGACUGAGCUCUAUGGGAUGGAGCUUUAUAGGGACUGAGUUCUAUGGGAUUGGAGCUUUAUAGGGACUGAGCUCUAUGGGGACAGAGCUUUAUAGGGUGGGAACUCAAUGGGUACAGAGCUCUAUGGGAUUGGAGCUUUAUGGAUGGAGCUUUGUGGGGACAGAGUUCUAUGGGGACGGAGCUGGACAGAGCUCUAUGGGAUUGGAGCUCUAUGGGAUUGGAGCACAGUGGGGUCGGAGCUCUGUGGGAUGGAGCUCUAUGGGAUGGAGCUUUAUGGGGUCAGAACUCAAUGGGGUCGGAUCAAACUCAAUGGGGUCGCAGCUCAAUGGGGUCAGAACUCGGUGGGAUCAGAGCUCAGUGGGGUCAGAACUCGGUGGGGUCGGAACUCAAUGGGGUUGGAUCUCAGUGGGGGUCGGAGCUCAAUGGGGUCGGAACUCAGUGGGGUCAGAACUCAAUGGGGUCAGAACUCUAUGGGGUCGGAGCUCAAUGGGGUCAGAACUCUAUGGGCUCAGAGCUCAAUGGGGUCGGAGCUCAAUGGGGUCGGAGCUCAAUGGGGUCAGAACUCAAUGGGGUUGGAACUCAAUGGGGUCGGAGCUCAAUGGGGUCAGAACUCUAUGGGCUCAGAGCUCAAUGGGGUCGGAGCUCAAUGGGGUCGGAACUCAAUGGGCGGGAGCCCCGUAG
This is a messenger RNA of Lagopus muta (rock ptarmigan), 881 nucleotides long. RefSeq lists its product as uncharacterized. Lineage: Eukaryota; Metazoa; Chordata; Aves; Galliformes; Phasianidae. The record is from RefSeq and is a predicted model, not a curated record. The transcript has 4 exons.